AUGGCGAGGGAGACCGAAACCCCCGCCGCGGCGCCGUGCCUCCUCCUCGGCCCUCCCCUCAUCCGCGCCGCGCGCCCGUCCCCCGCGGCGGCCGCUGCCGGUGACGACACCGACGCGUCGCACCCGUUCCUCGACCUCCUCGACGCGGCCUUCAACGCGCCGUCGGCCGCGGAGAUGAAGGCGGCGCUCACGCCGCGGAGGGCGCUCACGGGGAACUGCUCCGCCACGUACGCCAACUCGGGCAACCCCUGCCUCGACUUCUUCUUCCAGGUGGUGCCCGACACGCCGGCCGAGCGCGUGCGCUCCCUGCUCGCCGCCGCCUGGACCCACGACCCGCUCACGGCGCUCAAGCUCGCCUGCAACCUCCGCGGCGUGCGCGGCACCGGAAAGUCGGACAAGGAGGGCUUCUACGCCGCCGCGCUCUGGAUGCACGACAACCACCCCAAGACGCUCGCCUGCAACGUCGCCGCGCUCGCCGAGUUCGGCUACCUCAAGGACUUCCCCGAGCUUCUGUUUCGGCUCAUCCACGGCGCCGACGUGCGCAAGGUCGCCAAGGCCGGUGCGGAGGCCGACAAGGUGCGCCGGAAGGCCAAGGACCUGGCCAAGCAGCGGGAGAGCCUCCGUGACAGGCUCGCCGGCAGGAAGCGCGCACGCGAGCUGGCGUCCGUGCCGGCCAAGGCCACCUUCGGCGACUUCCUCUCGGCCGCCCUCUCCAAGUCCGGCAAGGGCAAGCCCAUGGAGGCGGAGACCGCCCCUGUAGCUGUCCAGGAGCCGAAGACGGAGGCAAUGGAGGUUGAUGCGGAGAAGACGGCGGCGAACAAGCCGCGGCGGAUGUCCAAGAAGGUCCGCAAGGUGGCCAAGCUCGCCGUGCAGUCGCUGGAGACGUACUACGGCGACCGCGCCUACCGCUUCCUGUUCGAUGCCGUCGCCGAGUUCUUCGCCGCGCUCCUCAAGUCGGACCUCGAGCAGCUGGCCCCGAAAGGCAAGAAGAGGAAGAUCGGGCUCGCCGCCAAGUGGUGCCCCACGCCGGGCUCGUCGUUCGACCGCACCACGCUGCUCUGCGAGGCCAUCGCCCGCCGCGUCUUCCCCCGCGACUCGGACCCUGAGCUCGCCCAGCUGUCGGACGACCACUACACGUACCAAGUCCUCCGCCGCCUCCGCCGCGAGGUGCUCGUGCCGCUGCGCCAGGUGCUGGAGCUCCCGGAGGUGUACAUGAGCGCGCAGCGGUGGUCGGAGCUGCCCUACAACCGCGUGGCCUCGGUGGCCAUGCGGCGCUACAAGUUCCUCUUCAAGAAGCACGACGAGGAGCGCUUCGAGCAGUACCUGGAGGACGUGGAGGACGGCAAGGCCAAGAUCUCGGCGGGCGCGCUCCUGCCGCACGAGAUCGCCGCCUCCGCCUACCGCGGCGAGGACGACAACGUGUCGGAGCUCCAGUGGCGCCGCAUGGUGGACGACCUCCGCUCCAAGGGGUCGCUGCGCAACUGCAUCUCGGUCUGCGACGUGUCCGGCAGCAUGAACGGCACCCCGAUGGAGGUGUGCAUCGCGCUCGGCGUGCUCACGUCGGAGCUCAGCGAGGAGCCAUGGGCGGGCAAGGUGAUCACCUUCAGCUCGACCCCGGAGAUCCACCUGAUCAAGGGCAAGACCCUCCGCAAGAAGAUGGACUUCGUUCGGCACAUGCAGUGGAACUUGAGCACCAACUUCCAGGCGGUGUUCGACAAGAUCCUCCGUACGGCCGUGAACGCCCGGCUGGCGCCGGAGAAGAUGAUCAGGACCGUGUUCGUGUACAGCGACAUGGAGUUCAACGAGGCGUCGGGCCACGGCGGUGGACACUACGGAUCGCGGCGAACGUCCGAGUCCUGGGACACUGACUACAACGUGAUCUGCAGGAAGUUCAGGGACGCCGGGUACGGCAAUGUGGUGCCGCAGAUCAUCUUCUGGAACCUGCGCGACUCCAAGUCGACGCCGGUGACGUCGACGCAGCCGGGGGUGGCCAUGGUGAGCGGCUUCUCCAAGAACUUCCUCAAGAUCUUCCUGCAGAACGACGGCGUUGUGAACCCCGAGGCCAUCAUGAUGCAGGCCAUCGCCGGCGACGAGUACCAGAAGCUGGCCGUGUACGACUAG
Molecule: messenger RNA, 2121 nt
Organism: Hordeum vulgare subsp. vulgare (domesticated barley)
Lineage: Eukaryota; Viridiplantae; Streptophyta; Magnoliopsida; Poales; Poaceae
Exons: 1
Coding region: 1-2121 (706 amino acids)
Source: RefSeq, a predicted model, not a curated record